CCUCUCCUCUCAUGUGGAGAUGGACAGGGAUGGCAGGAGCAUUGAGUGCUCUUGGCAACACCAUUGAAGAUGAUGCUGACGAUCGGCUACCCUGUAGAGAAGGCAGGCCAGGCUGGGUAUGAGGGGAGCUCCUUGGAAGUCAGGAGAUCUGUAGGGACAGCAAGGAUCUCUUUGUCCCAACCUCCAGCAGCCUGUCUGGGUGCUUCUGUGUUGACCUUGUUUCUGGGAUGGCCAUCUCAGUGCUGUUGCGGGCUAGCAAUUUCGGAAAACUGGAUUUGUCUAGGCCUGAGCCCUUUGAGAAAGAAGCUUCCCUCUGGUGUGUAGCCCGACAUUAAUGAGUUUUGGUUCCUGUUGUUUCUAUAAUUACAAAACUCCAGCACAGGUAUUUAAGAGCCAAAGGCCAUGCUUGUGGAAGUAAGGGAGAAUCUUUCUAAAUGGAUCCUGAGAAUCCUCCUUACAGAUCUGAGUGGAUGAUCAGGCCCAGAGCAACCCUGAGACCCCAGGUUCCCACAGCAUUGGCUGUUCUUCAUAGGAGACUUCACAGGAGACCCAUUAUUAUUUACUGGACAUCAGGUGCUAUAUUGUAUAGCAUUCACAUUCCACAGGUGAGGACAGGCUCAGAGGAAUAAGUGGCAUGCCAAGAUCAUUGAACAUAUCAGUAGCAGAAUUAGGAUUCAGACUUUGAUGGGUCUAACUCCGAAGCCCUGGCUUUUUUUUUUUCUUUUUUUUUUUUGGAGACAGAAUCUCACUCU
Cercocebus atys (sooty mangabey) is the source of this 752-nucleotide messenger RNA. RefSeq names its product colorectal cancer associated 1 (gene COLCA1). The record is from RefSeq and is a predicted model, not a curated record. NCBI's taxonomy places the organism in Eukaryota, Metazoa, Chordata, Mammalia, Primates, Cercopithecidae.